CUUUCUGACCUCACAUUUCCUACGCGACAACACCGCGUUCAACGACUUGAUCCGACCCACCAAUCAAUAAUGUCUUCCGAAGUAGACUACAAAGAGUAUCUGGCCGCUCGAUUGCUGGCCGAGAAUCAUCCAGUUACCUACCGUUUACUUAGUCGGGCAGUCAAGACUCAUGUGAACAAAGCAAAGCAGAUGCUCUACGAGUUCCACAAGAUCCAGAACGCGAAGAAACCUCAAUCAAUUCACGCGACUUACCUCGUUACCGGAAGGAAACGCACACUCAAACACACAAAUGGGUUGAACGGAAAGGACGGUGAAGAUGCAGUCAUGCAAGAUUCGCCAUUCCCGAGCUCUGUACCAGAGCCCCAGGAGCCUCCCGAGGAACCUAUUCCCACAACUUCCAUCGUUCUCGUCAGGGAGGAGGAGCUUGAAAAGACGAAGGCAGAGUUCUCGGAUAUAACUUCUAUACAUAUCUACAGCUUGGAGUCUGGUGCCAUCGAAGAUCUGGGUAUUCUUACUCUGUGCAAUGCGGAAGUUCCAGCCCAAUCCAAGAACGAUGACCCACUCGAGCUCUGGCAGCUGUAUGGAUGCAUACACAACCCGUACAUCAAGCGAAGAACACCCAAGUCCAGUAUCACAGCCUCCAAAUCCUCCUCGAAACCCACAGCGCAACCCGCCGCAAAAUCCCAACAGCCCUCCGCCUCCGCCGCACCAGCCGCUUCCAAACCUAGCAACACCAAACCCAGUGCUACAGCACCUGCGAAAGCAACCCUCAAGCGCUCCGACUCAUCAAAAAGCAAUGCAUCUAAAAAAGGUCCUCACGCAGGCGACAUUUUCAAAUCGUUCGCCAAAGCCAAACCACCCAAACCGAAAGAAACCGCCACACCUUCUGCCACGGACGACUCGCCCAUGGCUGGAAUGUCUGAAGACGAAGGGUCAGACUCGGAGCCCGACCGCAGCACCACUCAGGUCGAUGAGGCUAAAGCUGCAGCGGCACGGGAAGAGAAAGAAGCAAGACAGGAAGAGCUGCGCAAGAUGAUGGAGGAGGAUCUUGUCAUGGAGGAUGCUGCCGCGUCUACAUCUCCACAAGAUACAGCUGAUAUGGAUGAGGCCUCGCAGGAUACACCGGCUGCUACACCGUUGGAUACACAGAAGAAGGACGAGCCGAAGCCUGUCGAGACUGUAGUGACUGAAGGCGGCCGUAGACGUGGCAAGCGGCGCGUCACUAAGAGAAAGAAGGUCAAGGAUGCUGAUGGGUAUCUAGUUACAAAGGAGGAAUCCGUCUGGGAAUCCUUCUCCGAAGACGAGAAACCACCCGAACCUAAGAAACCAAAACCCGCUGCCUUCUCGACCGCGAAAGGCGGAAAGAAAGGCGGUGUUGCGAAGGGGCAAGGGAGUAUCGCGAGUUUCUUUAAAAAGGCUUGA
This is a messenger RNA of Periconia digitata, 1422 nucleotides long. The record is from the annotation of a GenBank genome assembly. Lineage: Eukaryota; Fungi; Ascomycota; Dothideomycetes; Pleosporales; Periconiaceae.